AUCUUUCAGUCGCUCGGCGAUAGACGUCCAGAACAAGCGGCAAGUCUGAUCAUCUUGCAUAUUACGGCAAGAGGACUGGGUUGGCUGACCCGUGAAUGCCACCAAGCCAAUAUGGAUUUGACGACCGACUUCAAGUCCUUUCAGGACAAAGUGCAGAAAGCCCUUGUCAAUGUAACGAGGACCGCAGGCCAGAUCUCAAACGAGGAUCUCAGCUUCCACCGCUCGUCAAGUGAGAAACUGUCUCGGUCACUUAACCAUCAGAAUGCCCAUCUAUUGCGCUUGACCAACAAACUGCUCAAAGCCGCCACCAAAGAUACGAGCCUCAAGGCCCCUGCCCUACAAAAUUCGGAUGGCAUUGACGACAAUUGGCGUCGCGUGGUCGACGUGGUAGAUGAUCUCCUGGAGAAGGCUGAUUCUGCUCUGGACGAGAUCUCCGGAGUUAUCAAGCGCCAAAGCCCCAGUGUGCAAGAUGGAGAAACACCAUCGCAGUCUGCAAGACUGGGCAGAAACCGAUUCUCAAAUACCAUGCAGAAGCCCCAGGUACAUUUUGAGACCAAGGUCAAUAACACCGAGACGCGACCCUUCAAGCCGCUCCUCAAAUCCAAGCCUCAUGCCAAAGUGCCUCUCGAGGAGUCCAUCGGCGAGGAAGAGUCUGGCUACAAGCAUCCGUACGCAGCAGAAAUCGAAAGCUACACCUACCCUGCUUCUGUUCACGAGAUCAGACCUCCGAUACCCUUUGAUCCACCUGAGCAGAGCGAGCCGAUCUACGUCGACACCGAGGAAGGUGUGAAGGAGAUGUUACAAGAGCUGAAAAAUGCCACAGAGAUCGCCAUUGACCUCGAACACAACGAUAUGCGCUCGUACAUCGGCAUGGUGUGCCUCAUGCAAAUCAGCACAAGGGAAAAAGAUUGGAUCAUCGACACCUUGAAACCAUGGCGACAGAAUUUGCAGAUACUAAACGAGGUUUUCGCCGACCCCAAUAUCCUCAAGGUCUUCCACGGCUCGAACAUGGACAUGAUCUGGCUACAGCGAGAUCUUGGACUGUAUGUUGUCGGCGUAUUCGACACCUUCCACGCUGCGACCGCCUUGCAAUUUCGGGGCCGAGGUCUCAAGCACCUGCUGCAACAGUUUGCCAAUUUCGAAGCACAAAAACAAUAUCAAACCGCCGACUGGCGAGUUCGGCCCUUACCUCAAGAACUGCUCGACUAUGCCCGCUCAGACACACACUUCCUGCUCCACAUCUACGACAACAUUCGAAACAUGCUCAUCGAAGCAUCCGCCCCCAACGACAACUUGAUAGACUUUGUCCUUCGAGAGUCCAAAAAGGAAGCCCUUCAGGUCUACGAACGUCCAACCUACGACGUGGACACGGGACGCGGCUCACUUGGCUGGCUCAACCUCCUCAUGCAGCGCUCCGUCAACUUCGGUCCUCAGCAGUUCAGCGUCUUCCGAGCCGUGCACGAAUGGCGCGACCGCAAAGCACGAGAAACAGACGAGGGCCUGCAGUUCAUCAUGGCAAAUAACAUUAUCUUCCAAAUUGCUGAGAGCAUGCCAACCUCGACUUUCAAUUUCCACGCCUCGAUCCGCGGAAACACAAAGACCAUUUCAAACCACCUGCCCGAACUCAUCGAAGUCGUCAAGAAAGCCAAGGCUGAAGGCAAGGACGGCAAGACGGUCCAGGAAGUCCUCAAGCACGCCGAGGACGCUUAUGGCAUUACUCCGCGUCGCGCCCCCAAACGUGAGCCGCACCGCGAACAACCAAGCAACUACGAAGGCGUGGGCGCGACCUUGAAGCAACUCAUGGCUAGCAGGGACGUUGGCGGCACUGGCACGCCUUCUCCCGCGCCCCUCAAUUACGACGGCAACGUGGACAUGGACACGCCUGUGGCAAUGCGCUCGUCUGCUUCUCAUUUCUGGGGCGCCGUCACGCCGCAGCACAUGCACCUCCCCACAGAGGCUGUCACGGCCGUCGCUGCACUGCAAGCCAUUCUUCCACUUGCCGGGGCUUUCAACGAUCAAGACCCUGCUCAGCCCGCUGUCAGGACGCCCGUAUCAGAAACACAAUCACAUCCACAAACCCAAGCACAACAGGCCUCCAAGAACGGUGACAUCUUCACGUUGAAGGAACGUUCCCGCUCCAAGAAGCGCAAAGCUGACGAUGUUGAGGCGGAUGCCGGAACUGAGACCAUCGCGGACAUCCCAGCAUCAGCUCCAGCCAUGGCAUCCACCGACGGCUCACCCUCUGCUGGCCAAGACGAUGGAGCUGCGGCUGUAACUGAAAAGGACCCUGCGUACGAAGAUAAGCGCCAGGCGAAGAAGCAGAGAAAAGCAGAAAAGAAGGCCCGCAAGGAAGCCGAGAAACUCGCGGCGGACCAGGCGGCACAAGGCAGUCAACCCUUCGACUAUGCUAAUGCAGAGUCUCUGCUGACUCCGACGACUCAACCGGCGCAGGCAAAUGGUCAAGCGGCAAAGAGGAUCAAUCCAUUCGCCAAGGCGUUGGACACAAGUACAGGUGCGAGACGGGGCAAGAUGGGCCAGGAGCUGGCCGGAAAGAGCAUGACUUUCAAGUCUUGAUUGCUUGGGAUUCCUUCUUCGUCUAACAAGCUUUUCUUCCGGUAUCCAUGAUCGUGGUGACGAUCGAAUACCAGAUAGUAUCAGCAGGAGCCAUCACUUGAUGCACAGCACUAUCGAUAUCUACCUCUUAAAGUGUUGUGCUCGCGCGCUUCGAGCUUGUUCAGCAACAUACAUAGAAAGAUGCCCUGCACAAUCCCCCACCACACCACCGUCCUAAGACCCAUCAUUUUUCGUGUUCAGGUUUGCACAUAAUCACAUCGCAGAGGGCACUCUUUGUGUCGUUGCUGGCGCGCCUUCACAGUCGCAUUGACCGAAACGUCUCCAGAAACUUCUUGUGCCGGCAUGAACCUGUCAUCCUCCCUACCCGUAUGGGGACUAUGGGGCAA
Molecule: messenger RNA, 2960 nt
Organism: Exophiala xenobiotica
Lineage: Eukaryota; Fungi; Ascomycota; Eurotiomycetes; Chaetothyriales; Herpotrichiellaceae
Exons: 2
Coding region: 112-2574 (820 amino acids)
Biological process (GO): TRAMP-dependent tRNA surveillance pathway; nuclear polyadenylation-dependent rRNA catabolic process; exonucleolytic trimming to generate mature 3'-end of 5.8S rRNA from tricistronic rRNA transcript (SSU-rRNA, 5.8S rRNA, LSU-rRNA)
Cellular component (GO): nucleolus; nuclear exosome (RNase complex)
Molecular function (GO): nucleotide binding; nucleic acid binding; 3'-5'-RNA exonuclease activity
Source: RefSeq, a predicted model, not a curated record